Messenger RNA from Zerene cesonia (dogface butterfly), 1068 nucleotides. Its product is annotated as NADH dehydrogenase [ubiquinone] flavoprotein 1, mitochondrial-like. Gene Ontology annotation, biological process: mitochondrial electron transport, NADH to ubiquinone. The record is from RefSeq and is a predicted model, not a curated record. The transcript has 5 exons. NCBI's taxonomy places the organism in Eukaryota, Metazoa, Arthropoda, Insecta, Lepidoptera, Pieridae. The coding region runs from base 1 to 894 and encodes 297 amino acids. Gene Ontology annotation, molecular function: FMN binding; NADH dehydrogenase (ubiquinone) activity; 4 iron, 4 sulfur cluster binding.
AUGUACUGCAAAUGUUCCGGAGCGUUGCGGCGGGCGGCGCCGGCCCCGUGCAGGCCACGCGCUCCGGACGGCGGCGGCUGGCCCGCGCCGUCCGGAGCAGGGGUUGCGCGCCGACCGACGCUACUGCGAGUCGUUCGUAAUGACAGACAAGUGAGACUGAUAGCGUUCCCGCUCCCGUUCCCGCUCCCGCUCCCGUUCCCGUUCCCGCUCCCUCGGCAGCGGGAGCUCCGGCGAGAGCCGAUGCGAAGCACGAUCUGUCGUCGCGGCGGUGCUUGGUUCGCCUCAUUCGGCCGGCCACGUAACUCUGGCACCAAGCUGUUCAAUAUCUCCGGCCAUGUCAACACGCCGUGCACUGUCGAGGAGGAGAUGAGCAUCCCACUGAAGGAGCUGAUCGAGAGACACGCUGGUGGGGUGUGUGGAGGCUGGGACAACUUGCUGGCCAUCAUACCCGGGGGCUCCUCUACCCCCCUUAUACCAAAAGAUGUAUGUGAGACGGUGCUAAUGGACUUCGACGGGCUGGUAGCCGCCCAAACGUCUCUCGGCACAGCGGCCAUCAUAGUGAUGGACCGUUCCACGGACAUAGUGAAGGCGAUCGCGCGCCUGAUAAUGUUCUACAAGCACGAGUCGUGCGGCCAGUGCACCCCGUGCCGGGAGGGCGUGUCGUGGAUGAACAAGAUUAUAUACCGAUUCGUCGACGGUAAUGCUUCACCCAAAGAAAUAGACAUGCUUUGGGAGAUUUCUAAACAAAUUGAAGGACAUACAAUUUGCGCCCUUGGAGACGGUGCAGCGUGGCCGGUACAAGGUUUAAUCAGACAUUUUAGACCAGAAUUGGAGAGACGUAUGCAAGAAUACCAGAUGACCCAUGGACCUAGCAAAGCCGAACGUCUCUACUAGAUGGCGAUAGUUGUUAAUAGAAAAUCUAAAAUCAACCUCAUUUCACUAGAUGGCUCUGAUAUAUAUAAUGAAAAAUUGGAUAAAACGCCAUUCAUUUUUAUUUGUUUUUAGUGAGUUUAGCAUAAAAAUGGUAUCAUGAUAUGUAUCAGUAAAUAAAUAUUUCUAUUAAACCUG